Messenger RNA from Thamnophis elegans (Western terrestrial garter snake), 3454 nucleotides. RefSeq names its product fibroblast growth factor receptor 1 (gene FGFR1). The transcript has 18 exons. Gene Ontology annotation, cellular component: membrane; signaling receptor complex. Gene Ontology annotation, biological process: fibroblast growth factor receptor signaling pathway; protein phosphorylation; positive regulation of cell population proliferation. Gene Ontology annotation, molecular function: fibroblast growth factor binding; ATP binding; fibroblast growth factor receptor activity. Lineage: Eukaryota; Metazoa; Chordata; Lepidosauria; Squamata; Natricidae. The coding region runs from base 550 to 3018 and encodes 822 amino acids. The record is from RefSeq and is a predicted model, not a curated record.
GAAGCAGCCGCCGCCGCCGCGCUCCCUCGCUCGCUCCCUCGCCUUCUCUCGCGCGCUCUCUCUCUCUGCCGGGGAAGCGCGGGCCGGAGAGCCCUUCCGGAGCGCCCCGUGGCCGCCGCUUCUCCCGCGCCACCUGCCUUGCCUGCCCUCCUCCGUGGCCGCUGGGAAGGCGGAGUUGCAGCCACCACCGCCGCUGCUACUGGGCUGCCUUCCCCGCCGGUGGAGCCCGGACUCUGAGCCCAGCCGAGGACGACGACGAGGCGGAGGAGGAGCGCGCGUGGCUCGCCUAUUGUUUCCCAGCGGCGCCGGAGUCGGUUUUGGUCCUGCGGAGCGGAGGGGACACCUGGGACCGUCGGCCUCGCAGGACUUUCUCCCCCCCCCCCACCCUCCUUGAAAGGCUCGCCUGCGCCCGGGAGGGCCCCCUCCCCCGUCCGAGCGAGUAGCUGAAGACCUGAACUUCAAGGAAGAAGGAAACAACGCUGUGCUGGCCAGCACAAGCCCUCAUGGAUUCUGAGAACUCUGUUGCUGACCAGUAGCUGGAGAAGGGGGAUGUUUACGUGGAAGUGUCUUAUUUUGGGGGCUGUGCUGGUCAUAGCCACACUGUCCACUGCAAGACCAGCGCAAACCCUGCCAGAGCAAGUUCUCCCCCAAACGAGCCUCGAAGUGGAGUCUUACUUGGCUCACCCUGGCGACCUCCUCCAGUUGCGCUGCCGCCUGCGGGACGAUGUUCAGAGCAUCAACUGGGUACGAGACGGGGUGCAGCUAUCCGAGAACAACCGGACGCGCAUCACAGGGGAGGAGGUAGAGGUCAGGGACGCUGUGCCCGAGGAUUCGGGCCUUUACGCCUGCAUGACCAACAGCCCCUCGGGAAGCGAGACCACCUAUUUCUCCGUGAACGUCUCAGAUGCUCUCCCCUCUGCAGAAGAUGACGAUGACGAUGAUGAUUCCUCCUCGGAAGAAAAGGAAGCAGACAACUCCAAACCGAACCAAGCCAUCCCACCUUACUGGACCUACCCGGACAAGAUGGAGAAGAAACUCCAUGCUGUUCCUGCUGCCAAAACUGUGAAGUUUAAAUGCCCCUCUAGUGGGACACCCACCCCUUCGCUGCGUUGGCUGAAGAAUGGCAGGGAAUUCAGACCUGAUCAUCGCAUUGGUGGUUUCAAGGUUCGCCAUGCAACCUGGAGCAUCAUCAUGGACUCCGUGGUCCCAUCAGAUAAAGGCAACUACACUUGCAUUGUGGAGAAUAAAUAUGGAAUCAUCAAUCACACCUACCACCUUGAUGUUGUUGAGAGAUCUCCUCACCGGCCUAUCCUACAAGCUGGGCUCCCAGCUAACAAGACGGUUUCACUGGGUAGCAAUGUGGAAUUUGUCUGCAAGGUCUAUAGUGACCCUCAGCCCCACAUCCAGUGGCUGAAGCACAUAGAAGUCAAUGGAAGCAAGAUUGGACCAAAUAACUUGCCUUUUGUUCAAGUCUUGAAGCACUCGGGAAUAAAUAGCUCUGAUGCGGAAGUGCUGACCCUCUAUAAUGUGACAGAGGCUGAAAGCGGGGAGUAUGUUUGUAAGGUUUCCAAUUAUAUUGGUGAGGCUAACCAGUCUGCGUGGCUGACCGUCACCAGACCCGUGGCUGAAGCUAUAGAAGACAAACCAGCUAUGAUGACUUCCCCUUUGUACUUGGAGAUCAUCAUUUACUGCACAGGGGGCUUCCUCAUCUCCUGCAUGAUCGUGACCGUCCUCAUUUACAAGAUGAAGAGCACCACCAAGAAGACCGACUUCAACAGCCAGUUGGCCGUCCAUAAACUGGCCAAGAGCAUCCCCUUGCGCAGACAGGUAACAGUCUCAGCUGAUUCCAGUUCCUCCAUGAACUCUGGUGUGAUGCUUGUGCGUCCCUCAAGGCUCUCCUCCAGUGGGACCCCAAUGCUAACUGGGGUCUCUGAAUACGAGCUGCCAGAAGACCCUCGCUGGGAGUUGCCCAGGGACAGGCUGAUCCUAGGGAAACCCCUGGGAGAAGGAUGCUUUGGGCAAGUGGUCCUGGCUGAAGCAAUAGGCUUGGAUAAAGACAAGCCAAACCGAGUUACGAAAGUGGCAGUCAAAAUGCUAAAAUCUGAUGCGACUGAAAAAGACCUGUCUGACUUGAUCUCGGAGAUGGAGAUGAUGAAGAUGAUUGGAAAACACAAGAACAUCAUCAAUCUCCUUGGAGCGUGUACUCAGGACGGCCCGCUCUAUGUGAUAGUAGAAUAUGCAUCCAAGGGGAACCUAAGGGAAUACCUACAAGCCCGCCGCCCACCUGGCAUGGAAUACUGCUAUAACCCCACCCACGGCCCAGAAGAACAACUCUCUUUCAAAGAUCUGGUAUCCUGUGCAUACCAAGUGGCCAGGGGCAUGGAAUACCUGGCAUCCAAAAAGUGUAUUCACCGAGAUUUGGCGGCCAGGAAUGUGUUGGUAACGGAAGACAUUGUGAUGAAGAUUGCUGAUUUUGGCCUUGCUCGAGACAUUCACCACAUAGAUUAUUACAAAAAGACAACUAACGGUCGUCUUCCAGUCAAAUGGAUGGCCCCAGAAGCCUUGUUUGAUAGAAUAUACACCCACCAGAGUGACGUGUGGUCAUUCGGUGUCCUCUUGUGGGAGAUCUUCACCCUGGGGGGCUCUCCGUACCCGGGAGUGCCAGUGGAGGAGCUGUUCAAACUGCUGAAAGAGGGGCAUCGGAUGGACAAACCCAGCAAUUGCACCAAUGAACUGUACAUGAUGAUGCGGGAUUGCUGGCACGCCGUUCCAUCCCAACGGCCGACUUUUAAGCAGCUGGUCGAAGACUUAGAUAGGAUCGUGGCCAUGACCUCAAACCAGGAAUACCUGGACCUCUCUCUACCAUUGGAUCAGUAUUCUCUCAGUUUUCCAGACACUCGCAGUUCCACCUGCUCUUCUGGGGAGGACUCCGUUUUUUCCCACGAUCCCCUCCCUGACGAACCUUGUCUUCCCAAGCAUCCACCUCACCUUGCCAACGGCGGACUCAAAAGGCGCUGAUGCCGCAACAUCUGCGGGACCCUUCUGUGCAUGUGAGUGUGGAGCGUGUGUGUCCGUGAAUGAAUGAGUGUGCGUCUGUGUGCACAGUCUCUGUCCAGCUGGGCUGGAAGGAGGACCACCGGAGGGCAUUAAGGAACUGCGAAAAAGUCCAUUCCAAGCAACCAAGCCUACUCAUCCUCAUCUCCUUCGCUACACUGCCAUCUGUUGCAAGCCUUAAGCCUUCUGAAGAGCUGCUCAUACGAAUCUUGUAAUCUUGGGUGGGAAGCGGUGUCUAAACAACAACGAAAAGGAAGAUCCAGACGUCUGUUUCCUAGACAGAAGCAUGCUGUUACUUCUCAGAAGGAGAUUCUGGAGUAGGGGGUGAAAAACAUUCCCAUGAAGAUGAAAGUCCUUUCUUUUUCCCCAUUCAUAAAUCCGACCUCUGCAACCUGUGAGA